AUGGAGGGCCAUCUCGGCCUGCUCGCCGGCCUCCUCCCGCCGGAGCUCGCCGGCCCCGUACGCCAGCACCUGCUACACCCGCAGUCACCGCUGCAGACGUGCGGGCGGCACGUCGUCGCCCACGCGCGCGCCGCCGCCGCCGCCGCCGCGGAUGUCGCCCUCGGCCUGGCCGCCGACAACCAGGGCCUCGCGGGCGGGCUGGCGCUGCUCGCGCUGCUGGCCACGGCCCUCGUCGUCGCGCACUGGGUCAGCCGCCUGGUCAUGUGGUGGACCCGCGUCGCGCUGCGUCUUGCCUCGUGGGCCGUCGUCGUCGCCCUCGCCGCCUGGGUCUGGAAUCGCGGGCCUGCUGCCAGCGUCAGGGAUGCCGUCGUGCUCGUCGGCAGGGUGCUUGGCUAUCUGGCUGUUCUCAAGGAUAUCUGGCUCGACGAGUAUAACCGCUACGAGGGCCAGCAGAGGCAUGAGGCGCGUGGUGGUGGCCAUGGCGCCCGGGGCAGGAGUUCGGCGCGGUACUAG
Hirsutella rhossiliensis is the source of this 513-nucleotide messenger RNA. Its product is annotated as nuclear pore assembly and biogenesis domain-containing protein. The coding region runs from base 1 to 513 and encodes 170 amino acids. The transcript has a single exon. NCBI's taxonomy places the organism in Eukaryota, Fungi, Ascomycota, Sordariomycetes, Hypocreales, Ophiocordycipitaceae. The record is from RefSeq and is a predicted model, not a curated record.